GUAAAAACUUAACAACAUUUAUAGUGCAUUGUGGAAACAUAACAAAGCCUACUGCUACUCUGUAUCUUGCCCCUUGGUAAAAACUCAACAAUAUUUAGUGCAUUGUGGAAACAAUAAAGCCUACUGCUAUACUGUAUGACAACGACACGCAAAAGAAGAGACAAAGACUUUUCGCAGUGUGAGCACGUUCGUAGUGUGUGAAUUGAGAAAGGCUUCAAAAGCAGCAGAGUUCGUCGCAAUUUUUCUAUUCUGUUGCUCCGAUAAGCGCGCGAGUUGCUUUGAACAGUAUUUUUUUCAAGGCUGAAUAUAAUUGCUCAUAGCAAAUAUGGGACGUGUAAUCAAGUUUUGACGAGCGAGGAAAUUGUGAGAGCAAUAAUGGCAAUAAUUAGAUAAAGAGAAUGCGUAAAAUUCUGCAUUGACCGUAGAUCAGUUUCGUUUAUAUUUAUACUGUUUUUACAAUACACGAAGCUCACAAUGGAUCCCAGUAUCAGUGGUUGGCGUCUCUACACUUUUAUUGAACCUCCCCUUUUUUUGUAUCUUUUUGCUCAAGUGCUCAGUGGAUCUGUUGCCACUGAUCUCAUGGUUUUUCGGACCUGUGAAUCCAUCCACAGCGACGACAAACAUGUCUGUGAUAUUCUUCAUACCGACAGUCAGAGUCAGGAAGCUUUGAAGUUGGAAGCAGAGUCACAACCUCGUGCUUCGUACAUCCUCAUGUGUGACUCUCUUCUCAAUGGCAUUGUACCUGCUUUUCUUUCCUUUUUCAUUGGACCCUGGAGCGAUAAGUAUGGCAGGAAACCGCUAAUGCUUGCUGGAUACAGCGGCUCAGCGGUAAGUUUGUUGUUACGGACGAUUCUCUGCACGCGCACUUUGGAUCCUUGGUUCUACCUAUUGUGCUCGUUGCCUCCGGCUCUUUUGGGUGGUAUGAGUGGUCUAAUCCUAGCAAGUUUAUGCUUUGUUACGGAUAUCAGAAGCGAAGGAGAUCGAGCUUGGCACUUGACAUGGUUACAGGCAGUUAUUUCUGGAGGAAUAUUUUUGGGCUCUUUCGCCGGAUCUGAGCUGUUCAAGUUAUUCGGUUAUUCUGUAGUAUUCGGUGUUGCUAGCGCAUGUUCAACUCUUGCGACGCUCUACGUUAUUUUCAUCGUUCCUGAAACUGUCGUUCGAACUGACACGAAUCAACGUUUCUGUACUCUCUUCGAUGUUUCCUUGGUCAAGGACAUGUUCGCAGCUUGUUCAAAAAAGCGCGAUGGUUUCAAUCGCGUUAUUGUUUGGUCCUGCAUAACUUGUUUAUCCCUGAAUGUCCUGACGAUAGAAGGAGAUUAUGCAAUCGGAUUUUUAUUCGCGAGCGCUAAAUUUGGUUGGAACGUCAGUGACUAUUCGUCCUACCAGGCAGCUGCUGUAUUAUUCGGCAUCGUUGGAACCUUACUUGGAGCUAAAUUUUUCCAGGCUUUUGUGGAUAAAGACAUGUUGGAUAUGAGAAUCGCAAUGUUUGCCAAUAUUUCUGCUUUCGUUGGAGCCAUGACUAAAUCUUUAGUAAGGAAACCCUGGCACUUGUAUUGUGCGACCGCCUUCGCCAUGUACAGUGGAUUAUUGUCGCCUGUGUUACGUGCCAUAUUAUCGAAAUCUGGACCACCUCAAGAUGCCGGCAAAAUCUUUUCGCUCACACAAUCUAUGGAAGCGGUCGUACCGCUUGCAGCUUCCCCUCUUUACACGCUGGUUUACACGCGCAAUAUGCCACCAAUAUACCCAUCUCCGGUAUUUCAAAUCACAGCGGGCAUAUUGUUAGUUAUACUUAUUCUCAUUAUUUUGAUAGACCGGGAACUUGGGAAAUUGAAGAACUCGCCUUACGUCAGCAUUAACGAGGAUGUUGACUGAAACUUUAUUUGCACAAGAAGACGAAAAUAACGAUAUUUAGUAUAUUCUAUAUUUAUCAAACCUUCGUAGUAUCAUCGAGAAUGUAGAAUCUUUGUUCUAUUACAAUCAAAACAGUCUCGGUGUGACCACGAAUGGUUGAUACAAAAAAAGUAUUUAUUACUCAAAUCCAGCAAAGUUUAUAAUAAUAUAUUUUGUGUAUGUUUCGAUACAUUAUUUGCAAUGAAAAACGCUCAAAGCGUUAGUCAUUUUUUAAACUAAACGUUAUUCUCUUUACAAGUAACGGUAGUGGUUCUAUAAAGCGCUGAUAACAGCAGAGUUACCUGAUAAGCCUGAUAAGCCAUCGAUCGCCAUUUUCUAUGCCCUAGUUUUCUUCAGCUAAGCUAGAGAAGCGCGAAAAAAAUGCCGAAAUGCCUAAUGAACGAUUAACAUCACCUUUAGUAUAUGGAACUGAACAAGAUAAUUAUUCUGUGAUACUAAGAAAUAUUGAGACAAAAAAUGGACAAUUUGUAUAUUACGCACAGCUGUAAAUAUUUACAUUCUAAAUGGAGAAGCUUGUACAGCAUAACAUUUACAGCUUUAGUCUUCAGCAAUGGAACGAUUUGUAUUUGAGUCUCUACGAGAUUAAAAACAUAUUAAUUGUUAGUGCA
This is a messenger RNA of Venturia canescens, 2519 nucleotides long. Its product is annotated as proton-coupled folate transporter-like. The record is from RefSeq and is a predicted model, not a curated record. Bases 475 to 1872 code for a protein of 465 amino acids. Gene Ontology annotation, molecular function: transmembrane transporter activity. Gene Ontology annotation, cellular component: membrane. NCBI's taxonomy places the organism in Eukaryota, Metazoa, Arthropoda, Insecta, Hymenoptera, Ichneumonidae. Gene Ontology annotation, biological process: transmembrane transport. The transcript has 6 exons.